AAAGAAAUACUUUUGUGUUAGUCAUAUGCGCAUUAUUCUCACUCCGGUUGACCCGAGUGAAGAGGUGGAGGCUGUACGUACAUGACCGGGAGGUAGUUGAUUCAAGAAGGUUUACGUUAUAUUUACACACGCAUACACAUAUAUGUAUAUAUAUGUAUGUUCAUAUAUAUAAAUAUGUACAUAUAGACUGUGAAAGAGGAUUGCGAUUCUCUUUGAGAUUUUUGAAAGUUAAAAAAAAAAAAGCGUCUCCCCCCCUCCCGCAAAAAACAACACAAACUGGAUACUUGAUCGUGAAAUCUACAUAUAAAUGGAGUGUCCGCAUCUUGAGGAAAGUGCAAAAAUCACUGUGCCCUCUGUAAAGUCAGAAAACCUUCCCCAGCAGUUUACUUGUUCAGUGUGUAAAACAGAAAAAAGUCCCUGGAUUUGUCUAUGUUGUGGAGUGGUUAAUUGCGGCAGAUAUGUUAAUGGUCAUGCAAGGAAGCACCAAGAAGAAGACAAUGAACGUGCACAUUCAGUAUGCAUGGAUUGUGAUAGUUAUUCGGCCUUUUGUUAUGUCUGUGAUGAAUUUGUGGUCAAUGAUACUAAAGGAGGACAUCUUGAAAAACUCCGAAAACAUCUUCAAUCACUGAACAGUCCACAGAGCCGGCUGAGAGACAAAUCUAAAAGAAUUUCUCAAACAGAUUCAGUUGAAAAUAACAAAAGGAAAAAAAUGAAAUUGGACAAAGAUACCAAUCCAAGAUCAUCUGGGCUUCGGAAUUUGGGGAACACAUGUUUUAUGAAUGCAGUUUUACAGUCACUCAGCAAUAUAGAGGAAUUUUGUGGUUACAUUAAACGUUUACCUUCUUUGGAAGAUCAAGUAUACAAAAUGAGGAAAUGUCAUUAUGCUAAACGAACAAAAAAUGGGGAAGAUGUGCUUUUAGUGGAAGAACUGCGGAAAACAUUGAUAGCUUUAUGGCAGGGAACCAAGACAGCUAUAUCCCCAGAUUCCCUCUUCUCAGUGAUCUGGCAAGUUGUACCCAGAUUUAGAGGUUACCAACAACAAGACGCCCACGAGUUCAUGCGCUACUUAUUAGACAGACUACAUACAGAAUUACUCACUCUUUUACCCUACCCAAAUGACAACAGUCCGUUUAUUGGUCCAAAAGGCAAAAGUACAAUUGUGACUGCCAUUUUCGGUGGUUUACUUCAGAAUGAGGUCAAUUGUUUGAUAUGUAAUAUGGAAUCUAAAAAACACGACCCUUUUCUUGAUUUAUCAUUAGAUAUUCCAAUCCAGUAUUGUUCAAAAACAGCUCUCAAAUCCAAAGAAAGUGAAGGAAGGUGUAAAUUAACCGAUUGUUUGACCAGUUUCACAGAUAUAGAAGAAUUAGAAGAAUCAGAACUUUAUAUGUGUAGCAACUGUAAGAAAAAACAACAUUCAACCAAAAAAUUUUGGAUUAGACGUUUACCAAAUGUUUUAUGCUUGCAUUUGAAGAGAUUUCGGUGGAAUUCUGUGUUUAGAUUAAAAAUUGAGACUUUUGUUGAGUUUCCAAUACGUGGUCUUGAUAUGAACCGAUAUGUGUUAAACAACUUGCAUGAGACACGAGGUAGCUUCUCUGGCAGCAACCUUUAUGAUUUAGCUGCUGUUAUUGUCCACCAUGGUUCUGGUGCUGGUUCAGGACAUUAUACUUCAUAUGCUAUUCACAAAGGUGUUUGGUACCACUUUAAUGACAGUAAUGUCACAGUAUGCAAUGAAGAGACUGUGUCACGCUGUAAAGCCUAUAUUUUGUUCUAUGUGCGACGUGAAUUCAAGCUUCCAGAAAAUAUUGGAGUAAACAAUAAACUUGAUGAUUAGAUAAUCCAUGCAUAUACGUACGCAGACCACCAUGCCUCACACCCACACAUACACACACACACAUGUAUACACCCACAAAUAUAUGAGCCAACAAAGGAGCCUCUAUGUGGUCGCUUGACCUGCUAGAAAUAGCAGCCAAAUUUCCCUUAAAUCUCACCCUACCAUCUUAAAAAAAAGAUGAUAUCUAAUUAGGCUUGUUUGCUACUCAAGUUUUGAGCCCAAGAGCAAACAGAGGGUUUCUCUCCGGGCUUGCUGGUCUUCUGCUAGUGUUGCUAUUUGUCUUGGUGACCUCAUGAUUCAGGGUGUUGACCCUUAACCGGGAGUAUUUGUCAACAGGGAGUGAGAGAAGGAGAGAGAAAGAGAGGGAGAGUAAGAAAAUGAAAAAAAAAAGAAAA
Octopus bimaculoides (California two-spot octopus) is the source of this 2226-nucleotide messenger RNA. Its product is annotated as ubiquitin carboxyl-terminal hydrolase 3. Lineage: Eukaryota; Metazoa; Mollusca; Cephalopoda; Octopoda; Octopodidae. Gene Ontology annotation, molecular function: cysteine-type deubiquitinase activity; zinc ion binding. Gene Ontology annotation, biological process: protein deubiquitination. The record is from RefSeq and is a predicted model, not a curated record.